AUGAUACGGCUGUCAUUAUUACAUUUGAAAUUGAUGCUGGUAUCACCUAAUUUGGUCACGUGACCCACUUAUCAUCUUUCCGAAUGCCCAUAGACAAUCCUUCAUCGACUUCUUUGGUUUAUAGCCACGAGGUUUUUAGCUAUAUUUCAAUUUAUUAGUGAAAUAAUAAAAAUACGCUUCGUUUUCUUUGAACAAAAUGCCACCCAGUAAUCCUUUGCCGCCCAAAGAAAAUGCGCUAUUCAAAAGAAUUUUGCGUUGCUAUGAACAUAAACAAUAUAAAAAUGGUUUGAAAUUUGCCAAGCAAAUCCUCUCCAACCCAAAAUUCGGAGAACAUGGAGAGACCCUGGCAAUGAAAGGUUUGACUCUAAACUGCCUGGGACGGAAAGAUGAAGCGUAUGAAUACGUGCGCCGAGGCCUUCGCAAUGAUCUCAAGUCCCCAGUCUGUUGGCAUGUCUAUGGCCUCCUGCAGCGGUCCGAUAAGAAAUAUGAUGAGGCAAUCAAAUGUUACCGGAAUGCUCUUAAAUGGGAAAAGGAGAAUAUACAGAUUCUACGGGAUUUAUCCCUUCUCCAGAUCCAGAUGAGAGAUUUAGAAGGAUACAAGGACACCCGGUACCAGCUGUUCAUGCUCCGACCAACACAGAGGGCUUCCUGGAUAGGCUUCGCAAUGAGCUAUCACCUGCUCGGAGACUACGAGAUGGCCAACAGCAUUCUCGAUGCCUUCCGUACAAACCAAAUGAAAGGACCGUAUGACUAUGAACACUCAGAACUGCUUUUGUACCAAAACAUGGUUCUUGCGGAGUCCGGACAGUUUGACAGGGCACUGUCACAUCUACACAAGUUCCAGACGCAGAUACUUGAUAAAUUAUCAGUGAAAGAAACUAGUGGGGAAUAUUAUUUGAAGUUGAAGAGAUUUAAAGAGGCGGAGGCAGUUUAUGAAGACUUACUAAAGAGGAACCCUGAAAAUGUGAUGUAUUAUCAGAAACUUAUAGAAGCUAAACAACUUAGUGAUCCUGAUGAAAAAGUGGCCUUCUUCGAUGUAUAUAAGAAAGAGUAUCCCAAAGCAAUAGCGCCUCGGCGGCUGCAGCUGUCGGAGGCGGGCUCGGCGGCCGUGUUCGCGCGGCUGGUGGACGAGUACCUGCGCCACGGCCUGCACAAGGGCAUCCCGCCGCUCUUCGUCGACAUUAGAUCGUUAUACGCAGACAAAAGCAAAGCGGAAACGAUAGAAAACCUAGUACUGCAAUACAUAGAGAAUUUAUCCAAAACCGGCACAUUCAGUUCCGAGCCGAGCGAAGCGAAACAGCCGGCCAGCGCUCUUCUAUGGGCGUACUACUACGCCGCUCAGCACUUCGAUUAUAAGAAGGAUACGGACCGGGCUUUGAAGUAUAUUGACGCCGCGAUAGAACACACGCCAACGUUGAUCGAGCUGUUUAUUGUUAAAGGAAGGAUAUAUAAGCACGCCGGCGACCCGGUGUCGGCGUACCAGUGGCUGGAGGAGGCGCAGGCCAUGGACACGGCGGACCGCUACGUGAACAGCAAGUGCGCGCGCUACAUGCUGCGCGCCGGACACGUGGCGCGCGCCGAGGAGAUGUGCGCCAAGUUCACCAGAGAAGGUGUACCAGCCACAGAAAACCUGAACGAAAUGCAGUGUAUGUGGUUCCAAACGGAAGCCGCGGCCGCCUACCAGCGCGCCAGGCAGUGGGGCGAGGCGCUCAAGAAGGCACAUGAGGUUGACAGGCACUUCUCCGAAAUAAUGGAGGAUCAAUUCGACUUCCACUCGUACUGCAUGCGCAAGAUGACGCUCCGCUCGUACGUGGGGCUGCUGCGGCUGGAGGACGUGCUGCGCGCGCACCCCUUCUACUUCCGCGCCGCGCGCGCCGCCAUCUCCGUGUACCUGCGCCUCUACGCCUGCCCGCUGCAGGACAACGUGCAGCCGCAGGAGCCCGAUACAGAGAAUCUCGCGCCGUCCGAACUGAAGAAGCUGAGGAAUAAACAGAGGAAAGCGAAGCGUAAAGCCGAACAGGAAAGCAUGCUGGCGGCACAAGUUCAGGUGAAGAGAGAGCAACACCACAAGGCGCGGCAGCAGCAGGAGCAGGGCGACCCGGAGGCUCCACAACUAGACGAGCUCAUCCCAGACAAAUUGGCUAGGGCGGAGGAUCCUCUAGAACAGGCGAUCAAGUUUCUGCAGCCGCUACGGACGCUCGCCGCCGAUAGGAUAGAAACAUAUUUAAUGGCCUUCGAAAUAUACUUUAGGAAAGAGAAACCCCUCCUAAUGCUACAGAGCAUAAAGCGCGCGUGGCGGUUGGAGCCCGGCCACCACCACCUGCACGACUGCCUGGUGCGCUUCCGCGGCUGGCUCGACCAGAACCAGCUGGCACCCGCCGUGGCAGAGGUCGUCAACAAGGAGACGCAGGAGUCGAUGCGGGGUCGCAGCGCGAAACAGAUGGCGGAGGAGUUCUUCGCUGGUCCCGCGCAGCAGUCGCAAGCGGCCGCGCUGUGGGGCGCGCGCGCGCUGCGCCGCCUGCAGCCCGAGCGCACCGCGCCGGCGCUGCAGCUCGCCACCGGGCUCGACCAUCCCGACCUCUCCAUACAGGGUUGCGUGGAAGUUCUGGAGAGCCUCCGGGAAGGCGACUUCGGUUCGUGUCCCGCCGAGACGGAGGCCUACAUCUCCGCGUGCUCGGCCCGCUUCCCGCACGCCAUCGCCUUCAAGCCACCGCAGCUCGAGGAGCCCAACCACGUCGCCGACGCCAGAGCGCCCAAGGAACAGAACAACUGAGCCACCGACUACCUUCAGUUAGGUCUACAAGCGUAAACAUGCAUCCAGGAUGCCUAGCCAACAUACCAAUCGUUUACGCUCCGUAGCGAACGAAACUGUCACACUAAUAUAGAAGUGAUAGAGACACAAAGCGUUUCGUUAUCGUGGCGCAAACGAUUGUCACCUUGGCUAAGUACACAGGUCUGACAAACGAGCCACGAACGCGUACGUUUAUGAAACAGUUAAAGUAGCGUAAGAAUUGAUUUUUACGGUUAAAUUUACCCUUAUAUGAAGUAAGACCUACCGUGUAACUGAUAGCCUUACCAGAUACAUCUAAGGAUCAACUCAUCUCAUACUGUCAUAACUCAGUUCUUACGUUACUAUAACUGCUCGAUUAAGAAUGAUCCGCUAGUGACGCCUUCUGCAGAUGUGGACGCACCUUAACGAUCUGACCACCAAUAUGUCGUUUAAAUUUAUUAAGUGACGCAGUAGAAUGACGCGUGCGACUGCAAAAAUUACAGACAAAAAAUACGGUCGAAUUGAUAAUCUCCUUUUUUGAAGUCGGUUAAAAAUCACAAUACCUGCGGCCUCAAAACAAUACGACGGAUUUAAACGACAAACGGAUAGUGUAUCAGGUAGACGUUUGUAGAUCUCAUCACUUGACUUAUUUGGUAAACCGUCACCUCAACAGACAAACAUGACGCUAUUCGUAAAUCCUAGAUAUCUGACGUGUCGAGAUUAUACUGACUUUUCUUAUGAGAUAUCUUGUUUAUAAUAUAUUUGUUUUAACAUAAUUAACAUAAAAGAGCUGUUUACCAAAUAUGUCAAGUAAGAACGAUAGUCCGUAGUCUGUAAUCUGUAAUAAUAGGGUGUGCAAGUGCGACGAAUACAAGAAUAGGUGACGUAUGUGUUCAGACGGCUCCUAAAUUAUUGUCACAGUUUCACAGAUUGGAUAGUGAUAGAAAAAAAUAGGGUUUGUCAUAGUAACCUCAGGAUUCGUCGCUGAAACUUGCAAAACCCUGUUAUUUUACUAUCUUAUGCUUAAACCACGCUCAUUUCUCGAAAUGCGAGUAGAAUUACGAAAUAAUUUUUUGGUACUUUACAAUCCCCGACUGAUUCUAAUAAAGGAAUAAAUGCAGUUUAGUGACUGCGGUGUGUUUGUUCGUUCUAAAAAAAUGUUUUAAUCAUGAUAAUUCCCAAUCACAGAUAGUUAUUUAUAAAAAAAUUAUACAUAACAUAAUUUUAGGCUUCAUCGAAUUGUCUUGAUUCGAAAUUGGCGUUCAUAUCAGUAAACAUUCAAAUGUUGUCACAAAUAUCUGGGCCGAAAGUUUUACAACUUAAUUCUCUGACAUUGUGGUUUCGUAGUCAAUUUUUUAAGUUUUAAAUACGAAACUACCCCAAAUGUGAAAGAUUGAUUGGCUAAAAUUAGAAUAUAUUAGUAAACAGACUCUCUUACUAGUGUGACAAGAUUAAUUUUGUUAAUUACAAACUAAUGGUUCGACUAUAAUUGGAAACAGGCUCGAUUGUUUGGUUGAAAACAUGUUCCUUUUUAUAGUUUUUAAGUAUCUGUUUAGAACAUGUCACGGGCCGCCGUUAUUAGAGUCGCCCUAUGAGAUAUUUUUAUUUUAUUUGUAAUUUUUAUUUGUUUUAAAUUCCUUUUACAUGAAUUGAACGGACAAGCAAUAUUUGCAAAUAAUUUUCAAUUAUGAUACCGAAUUAACUAGGAACAUAAAAUAUAUAGCAAAAUAAAGGGUCUUAUGAUGUUGUAUGAUAUGAAUGGUCGCAAGUCUAGUCCCGCUCACGCCUCCUCACCAAUAGGUACAAUAAUCUUUUAUCUAAUUAGUGUAAAUUUUCGAUAUUUAUAAUAAGCAUUUCGUAUAAAAUCUGUGUAAUCUCUAUUUUGGACUUAAUUGAUGAGAGUUAGCGGUGUGGCCUCACGUGUUCAAUUCAAACAAAUGUAUUUAGGGGUUUUAAUGACUGGUUUAAAAUGUGUAUAAAAAUUGUGUGGCAAUUUUCGAACCUCACGCAAUAUAGACUCUGAGGUAUGCUUUGUAAAUAAUUCUUAUAUUUAAGUCUGUACUAUACAAUAUCGUUAAAACUCUGCAGUUGUGCAGUUGUCGACAAAUUGACUGCUGCUUGAGCUAGAUAUUAUUUUACAUUGUUCGAAUAACAUUGAAUAAAAAAAGUUUUCUUUUUCAGACAGUAUAUUUAUGUGUAAAGUUGGACAAUAAUUAAAUAAUUGGAUACACCAAAAUGUCAUUAAAUGCACACUGGUUGUGCUGGAACUUAACAUGCACAUGUUAAACAUUUAUUUGUACUCUAAUUACCACAUAAUUGUGUUAAGAACAGUCAUUGUUUUCCUAUUCAGUUGUGUGACCGAAGUAUUUGUACCUCUGUCAUCGUGUACAUAAAGUAAUAAAAUUUUAUUUUACAAAAUUGAA
Molecule: messenger RNA, 5193 nt
Organism: Cydia splendana
Lineage: Eukaryota; Metazoa; Arthropoda; Insecta; Lepidoptera; Tortricidae
Gene: Naa15-16
Product: N-alpha-acetyltransferase 15, NatA auxiliary subunit
Exons: 16
Coding region: 197-2773 (858 amino acids)
Biological process (GO): N-terminal peptidyl-methionine acetylation
Cellular component (GO): cytoplasm; NatA complex
Molecular function (GO): protein binding
Source: RefSeq, a predicted model, not a curated record